CACCACUGCGGCGAAGACCAUCGAGUUUACGGUCGAUAUCUAUGGGAUCAGAGUCGGAUGACGAGAACGGCCUGGACCUCGACAAAGACCUCACCUCACCCGCUUUCAUGUCCUCCUCACUGCCGGCGUUACCGACACACUCCCACGCCCGACCCGAUCCUGAUCCAUGCCCCGACAUGAUCGCAAUAAUUGAUCACUCCGACCCCUCCUUCUCCGACUCUACCGGCGCAGGUGAGCCCUUUGCUCAACACGUCACCCUCACAGAUCCCCAAAUCGUCGGCGGAAAAUACGUGGCGUACCUCUGUACCGUCACCACGCCCGAAGGCACAGAAAUCCGGUGCAGGAAACGGUAUUCGGAGUUCCGGGCAUUGGAGGAGAUGCUGAAGGUUAGUUAUCCGGUCAUUGUGAGGAGUUUGCCGAGGUUUCCGGGGAAGAGUGUCGCGCAGAAGUUCCGGGCGGAGUUUGUGGAGAGGAGGAGGAGGAGGCUGGAGUUUUGGUUGAGUUGUGUGUUGUUGCAUCCGAAUCUGGGGGGGAGUACUGUUGUGAGGAAGUGGUGGACGGAGCAAGUGCAGUGAGAUAAGGGAGAUGCGAACUGACUGGAUGGAGGGGGUGUUGCCGAGGAUACCGGAAUACACGUCGGCGCAUGGCAAGGUCCAGGGGAUAAGAACUUCUCAAGGAUGCAUGAAGGAGAAUGCGGUCAAACGAUCGCGAAUGGAUUCGCGGGAGCGGAAGAAGGACAGUAACAUGGACGGGACAUGGCGUUUUUGGAC
Molecule: messenger RNA, 770 nt
Organism: Saitoella complicata NRRL Y-17804
Lineage: Eukaryota; Fungi; Ascomycota; Saitoellomycetes; Saitoellales; Saitoellaceae
Product: Phox-like protein
Exons: 2
Coding region: 42-575 (177 amino acids)
Cellular component (GO): endosome
Molecular function (GO): phosphatidylinositol binding
Source: RefSeq, a predicted model, not a curated record